AGGGGCGCAGCAAGUUGUGGCGGAACACUGGAGCUGAGUAACUUCCCCCAUGCUCGGUAGCCCCCCUGUGGUGCAAGAUUGACAGCCUGUCUGAACUCUUUCAGGCAGUUUGGGACCAGACCAACGUGCGAUGAAACUGAGCAACUCAAGAUACUGCUCACAAUCGGGGUCUGAGGAGUUGGAGGAGAUGAUCUCCCGGGACUUUUCAACAGACUUCAAAGUAUUGAUUCCAUGACAUGACUUCCAAUGACGAGCUCAUCUCACUGCCCCCAAAACAAGAAAAGUCGGCUCUCUGAAUUUGGACCCAAACAUUUCGAUGUGUAAGAAUAAGAUUUGUUAACUGCGUUGAACUUUUUUUGUUCAGACUUCUGCAGCAGGCCAUUAUAUACGGCCCUUUUUAGAGCCCGCAGCGCCUUUCUAUGUGUAUCAAAUCCAUGGAGACCGACCGCAGAGUUGCCCCCUUUUCAUACGCUUAACAAGAUCUGGAUUUUACAGGAUGCAAGGGUGUGUGUGUGUGUGUUUGCCAUGUCUGCAUCUCAUUCAUACAGUGUCCCCCAUGCGAGCUGACUCUUUGUGUAGAGCACAAAAACGAUUUAACAGCCUCCAUUGUUGACCUCUGCAUGUUGGUUACUCGUUGGUCCGUCUGGCAUCAAAACAUGCGGCUGGAACCUGACAAGAACUCAAGAGAACGACGGAGGAAAAACAAGCUUUGUAUCAGAAGGGGAAAUGUUUGUCACUGUCCUGUUUGGAGAAAGCAGAAUGGAAAUGUUUAACAUCAACUGCAAACUGAUACACUUUGUCCACAAUUUGAAGGAGCGCUGUGGAGUGGACUUGAAAGACUGCGUGGACCUAAUGAACCGCAACGGGACAGUAGUGAAUUUAGAAACCAAGGAGCUCAGUGUGGAUCUGGCCAGCAGCUUGCUGGCAGAGAGACAGCACUAUGUCCUCCUCCAAGUUUGCCGAAAUGAUAACGGAGGCCAAAAGUAUGUUUCCCUCUUACACAAUGUCAGCCACAGCCAUCCAGAAUUAAAAGAGCUCCUGAGGAAAGUGUGCAACCCUGGCCAAGAGAGAGACAAGAAUUUCACCUCUGCGCGGCGAAGACACACACGCAGGAAGGGUCCUGCUAGCCAGAGCUGGAACAAAAAUGCCUGUCAACAAUGAGCACCGCCAACAUUCAUUCAGCAUCUGUUCGUCCUUCCAUUCAUUUCUAAGCGCUUGUCCUACUCAGCGGUCAUGCAUGACUUGGGGCCUAGCAUAACCAACAAGAGGGCAGGUACAUACUCUCUGAUUGCCAUUCAAGCGCAAAGCACAUAAAAACAACCAUUCACAGUAACAUUCACACCUGUGCUCUUGUUGCAUCGCCCUGCUUAGUCCGGCUAUCGAUUGUUCAAGGGGGAAAAACAAACAAAAAAAAACUAACAAGUACGACUUUUACUUGCUGUGGGUUUGCGCAAAAUAUGCCAAACCCCGUGACUUCACGUCUAUGCUGUAGCUUUAAUUCAAGACCGAGUAAAUAUAGUAAUAAAUAUGUACGACACUCUACUGCAGGUGUGUCAAAAACAUGGCCCGCGGGACGGAACCAGCCCCCAAGGAAGUUUGAUCAGGCCCGCGGGAUAAUUUAAAAGUGAAAAAUGUAUUCAAGACACGGAAUGAAUAUUUUUCAUAAAAUGCCCUUCAUGGAUUAUCCACUAGGGGGCACACUGGUUUGAUCAGAGUCGAAGACAACAUUGUUUUGAUCAGAGAAGAAAACAGUAGUCUCUAGACAGACCCAACACAUAAUACAGUAUCAAUGCGCUAAUGCCUCUUUAUACCAAAACAAAGGAAAGACAUGAUAUUUUGGUUAUUUAUAAACUGAGGCUCAGAGGGGAUGGAGCCUUUUCUGUUGCUGGUCCCUCUCUCUGGAAUGACCUCCCACUGAACAUUCGGCAAGCCACCUCGCUGCCCAUCUUCAAAGCCCUCCUCAAAACUCACUUGUAUUCUUUGGCAUUCGACUCAGCAUGACUUAGAUUUGUUCUUGGUUUUACUGUUUGCUGCUUUCUACCGCCUUUAUUACAGAUUUGUCUUACUGUUUAUUGUGCAUGUUAAAUUGCUUCAUGUACAGCACUCUGUAUGCAGCGAUGGCUGUUUGAAAGUGCUCCAUAAAUACACUUGACUUGACUUGACUUAUUUAGAACAACGUAUGGUAUAAUGUUAAUGGUCCGGCCCACUUGACAUCUACCAAGUCCGUAUGUGGCCCACAAUGUGAAAUGAGUCUGACACCCCUGCUCUACUGGUACAAUAAUAAAUAACACGAGGAAGGUUGAAGUAGUUCAGCUUUAACCACAGUAUUUGAGUUGCACCCUAAUCUCUCGUUCUUUUUCUAUCAUCCAUUUUUGACUCCGCUUCCCUUUGUUAGACUCAAUGGCUGAGCUAGCGAGAGUCUAUCCCCGGUUGACUUUGGGCCACAAGCCGGGUAACAUCGUUGGCUGGUCACCAGCUAAUUGCAGGGCCUAUAUGAUACAUCGAGUUUGGCUGGUCCUGCAACUCCAAUCUUCACAAAUGGCGUUGAUGGCAACGAAUGAGCUCUGGUUGGAUCAGGAACUUCCGCUCCUAACUGCGGAAAAGUGUAAAUAGUAAAUCCUUAUUGAGGAUGCCGUCUGCUAAACUAGUGAUACAUCACACAUUAGUUACCAUGAUUUCUUCUUCUUUUUGUCUUUUUUUUUUUUACAUUUCUACUUUAUUUUGGCAAUUAACAAAUGCUUUUGUUGCAUUACCGUCACCUUCUUUAGCAAGAAAGCAGUGAAUGCAGUCCACACUGUCACCACUUUAUUCAUUCUCAUACUGUUCCUUUCAAAAUGGCCGCUUUUGAGAAGCCCAACACAACCAGUCACUAAGGUUGCCACCUUUCAGAUCUGGAAAUAGUCCCCACGGUGUCGCGGAAAAAUGAGAGGGAAUGGGAAAUGGGAGGGUUGAAAUGCAUUGAAUCCCAGAAUUUUUUUUUUAUAUAUAUGAAAAAACUAAUGCUAUGAUUUGAAUGACAUUGUUUAACACGUCAUAAUAGCCUCCGGGCCAUAUGGGUCACUUUGUUGAGAGUGAGAGUCAGGAAGGAGAAGUCAAAAAGCCUUGAGAGACGUACUUACAGUUUAAAGUGCUUUAUUAGCAAUGAACAUGUUUUUUUUAAAGGCUGGAGUUACAUGAACCUUAGCCUAGACUAUAGGCUUUUAAAAAGUGCAGUAAAUUAACCAAAUAUUUGUACUUGAACACAUUUAAUAAUUAUGUAACACUGAAUAGCCUGAACUUGAGCAUAUAGACCUGGCCUACUGCGUUGUGUACAUAUAAAGUGCUGUAAAUUAAACAAAGCCUCUCUGGGGGAGACUUCUACCGAAAGAGGACAAUACUUCAAUUAAAUAGCCUAUACAAAUGCUGUAAAUGUAACAACUGGGGACACCUUUCCUGUCAGAGGAAGAAAAAAAUGAAACACUUGUAAACUUGUGUGUAUGCAUGGUCAAGGCGGAAGGGACUGAACUCGGGUGAACUUGAGCAUACUGUAUGACAUGCAUAUACUGUCAAGUGUUGUGACAGCUGUAACAAAGCCUAUCUGGGGACACUUUUAUUAUUAUAACGAUAACUAUAAUAAAAUUAAACAUUUGUAUGAACCCAAAUGAAAAGAUGGGGGAAAAAAAUGGGAAAAAGUGCAAAACAAUCCUCUUCCUCAAUCCCUUCAUGUGCUCUUUGAUGCCAGAUCAGGGGUAAAGACUGAACAGGUUUUUAUUCAUUAUUGUUGAAUUCAUUGUUCACCUUUGUGAUCAAUUCAUACGAAAUUCAUACAAUUGGAACUGUUACAAUGAGAACAACACAAAAAACAGAGUUUUUUAAUUGAGAUUUUUUUCAAAUGCUACUCUGCUGGCCAUUAAGAAAGUCAUGAAUAACUAGCCAAAAACGUUUCUAUAUUUUCCAAGUUUAGAGCAGGCUGUGCCAAAUUAUGAAUCUCCUAUCUAGAG
This is a messenger RNA of Hippocampus zosterae (dwarf seahorse), 3980 nucleotides long. RefSeq lists its product as uncharacterized. The transcript has 5 exons. The record is from RefSeq and is a predicted model, not a curated record. Lineage: Eukaryota; Metazoa; Chordata; Actinopteri; Syngnathiformes; Syngnathidae. The coding region runs from base 727 to 1161 and encodes 144 amino acids.